This is a messenger RNA of Linum trigynum, 2269 nucleotides long. Lineage: Eukaryota; Viridiplantae; Streptophyta; Magnoliopsida; Malpighiales; Linaceae. The record is from the annotation of a GenBank genome assembly.
AUUCCGACCAAUGGGCCGGGUUAUAAGCUAGUUUGAAUAAUGGACAUCUUCCUUCUUCUUCUUGGUUGACAAUAAGUGUGAGAAGAGGUAGGCAAUUUGAUACGGAAUGGACCUCUAGUAUAUGGAUUCCACCUGAUUGUUUACAUUUCUGGCCUGUGAUGUAGCCCGGUCCGGUCUCCCUUCCGAGCCCACGAUUGUAGUCCAGCGAGGCCCUCAUUUGCCAAUUUCCCCCCUCCGUUUUGCCUUCUUUUCCGUUCAGUUGCCAGUUGCCGAACUUUCCAUUUUCCCCCGUCUCAGUUUCGUCUGCCAGUCCGGGAAAUGGAGAAAACCACUCCCAAAAUCGCGAGGACAGAGCCGGGAAUCGACGCCGACGACAGGCUCAGCUUCUUACCCGAUGAAGUCAUCUCCCACAUUCUCUCGUUCCUGCAAACCAAGUACGCCGUCGGAACCACCGUCCUCAGCCGCCGGUGGAAGGAUCACUGGGCUAGGGUUUCCAACAUCGAUAUCGACAACCACUUGGUUUACAAGCCUCUGAGCAGGAAGAUGGCCAUCCUGAGCUUGCCGCAGGAUGAACCGUUGAAUUACGAGGGUGGACGGAGAGAUUUUGAAUUCUGGCGAUUCGUCGACAAGGUACUGGCGCAGCACAAGAAUCUCAAUUCUGUUAGGCGUUUCCGCUUGCAUUUCUCUAAUUGGUACCGGGAGGUGCUUUAUCAUACUAGGUUUGAUAGAGAAUUGGUAUUUGGUCCUCCAAUUGAGGAGAUUGAUGUUAGUAUUUGCGUACAAACAGUAGAUGGAGCUCCCGAUUAUAUGCCUUGCAUUCCAGAGAACUUCUACACUUUGAAGAAUCUGAAAGCUGUGAAGCUUCACAGGGUUAUGAUGAAUGCAGCAAAAGGGUCUGUUUCCCUUCCUAGUGUGAAGAUUCUACAGCUUCGUUAUGUGACGAUGAAGAACUUUGAGUCACUACGCAGGCUCAUUUCUGGAUGCCCUGUACUGGAGACUCUUCAUCUGGACAAUUGCUACCCUAAUAGGAAUGAGGAAGACAUAAUCGAUGUUUCCUUACCAUCCUUGAAGAACUUGAAGAUUUGUAACUAUGCCGAUGAAUUCGAAUCUAUGAUGUGUCCCAUUGUAAUCGAAGCACCAAAUCUCGAGGAACUUUAUCUUGAGCAGUUUACAGAGCUACAGUUUAAGGGCAGUAUUUCUUUGUCAUGCCUUCAUUCGGUAGAUGUUGAUUUUGGCUUUGACUGUGAAGCCGCUUACCAUGACCUGGUUCAGCUCAUCGGUCAAAUCUCCACUGCAAAGAAAAUGCGCUUAUCCCAAAGCACUCUGUAUCGUCUGUCAUUUUGCGAUGAUGUUAAACUGCUUGUAUUUCCCAAGUUGAUACAUUUGACGAUUGGAAUGGGGGGCAGUAGCUGGCUUCUGCACUCCUUGCUCAAAUCAGCCUCCAAACUACAAUCUCUUGUCAUUGACCUGGACGAUCACAAUGGACGACCAAUUGAGUGGGAGAGUUUAGAAACUGCUCCCGCCCCAGAGUGUUUGUUGUCAAGUCUGGAGGUAAUCGAGAUCAAGGAACCUAUAGAGUUUGAAGAUGAUUGGAAAAUGGUGGUAUAUUUGGUCAACACUGGAGCUGUCCUGAAGAAGGUGAAUAUGCACCUAAAGAGUUCUGCUCGUGAAACUGAUCGUGAAAUGGUGGCCUUCUUAGAUUUGGAGUCACUGCUAAAACAGUCUAGAGGGCCGAACCGUUGGGAAGCUCAUCUUUUCCUUCCCAAUAACAAAGUGAACCGCAUCUAUAGGGACGAUGAGAUUUACAUUGGCGAAGAGUUGGAUGAUGAUUUCGAUGAGGCUGAUGAUGUGACAGAUGCUGACUACAACAUUAAUGUCAAGACGAAGAUGAAUUCGACGACGAAGAGGGGGGACUCUGAAGCAUGAUGGUGGGCAGGAAGGAGGGGUUGAAAAACAUGAUGAACUGCAUCUUAUGUAGUCUAUCUUGGUUAUAUUGUUCAGCUCGUAGGUUGUUGUUAUCUGAGGUGGUGGUUCCUUCUGGGACUCUGAUGAAUCCUCUGGAAUGAUGAACUAUAAGAAGAACUUGCUUUGCUCUAAGAUGAACUAUAAGAAGAUGAAAUGUUGGCUUGAAGUGAAGGACUGAAGGAGUGAUCACUGUGGUUUUCUGGUCUUGUGUACCUGAGAAUUGAGAUAAGUUGGUAGCAUCCAUUUCUAAUGUUCUCUAUUCAGUCCGGUCAAAUACCACGGCCCGGGCCCAAUAUUCGACUUC